AUGGCGACUCCGGACAAGGGGCACGGGCAUCCGCUGCCCAAGUUUGGGGAGUGGGACGUGAAGAAUCCGGCCGCGUCCGAGGGCUUCACCGUCAUAUUCCAGAAAGCCCGCGACGGCAAGAAGACCACCGGCCCCGGGAACGUGCGCGCAGGCAUACCGCCGGCCUUCAGGAACGGCGGCGGCGGCGGGUACAGGCCCGACUUCAAAUACGGCGACAGCAACCAGUACACGCCGCCCAAACGCAUCAAGGAGAACGAUCGUGCCGCACCUGAAGCAAUCCAGGAUGGGAGCGCCGGGACAGACGGGAAAACAUUUCAGCCAUGCUGUUUCGCCUUGCUUUUACCAUUUUGCUCAUUUCUACCGAGGAACAGUAGUUCCAUCGGGGUUGAAACGAGUUAUCAACAUGGCUUGUACCUGAACCUGCAAAUGUUCUUGAUGAAGCCGUCGCGUCAUUUGUUUCAUGCCUCGUUAUGA
Molecule: messenger RNA, 474 nt
Organism: Miscanthus lutarioriparius
Lineage: Eukaryota; Viridiplantae; Streptophyta; Magnoliopsida; Poales; Poaceae
Source: the annotation of a GenBank genome assembly